Melanotaenia boesemani (Boeseman's rainbowfish) is the source of this 15173-nucleotide messenger RNA. RefSeq names its product piccolo presynaptic cytomatrix protein a (gene pcloa). Gene Ontology annotation, cellular component: GABA-ergic synapse; axon; cytoskeleton of presynaptic active zone. The transcript is spliced from 27 exons. The coding region runs from base 79 to 12366 and encodes 4095 amino acids. Lineage: Eukaryota; Metazoa; Chordata; Actinopteri; Atheriniformes; Melanotaeniidae. Gene Ontology annotation, molecular function: structural constituent of presynaptic active zone; protein binding; metal ion binding. The record is from RefSeq and is a predicted model, not a curated record. Gene Ontology annotation, biological process: protein localization to synapse; presynaptic active zone assembly.
GUUUUUGGAGAUAAAAACCAGUGAAGACAGCUCGGAUCGCGCAUUGAUCCGAAUACUGGGGGACGGGAGGGGUCGAUCAUGGGGAACGAAGCGAGCCUGGAAGGAGGCGAAGGGCCGCCGUCUGGGCUACCGGAGGGGCUGGCACCUGACGGGAAGGGCGGCUUCGUCCGGGUCUCCGAUGGGACUCCGGUCAAUCUGAAUGAACUCAGCGAGGAGCAGAGGAGGCAGCUCGCCGCGGCGAUGUCAAGGGCGCAAGGCAGGCAGCCUGGAGGCGCAGCGGCUGCACGAAGGCCUUCAGAAUCUGAUGCCCAGCAGGUAGGGGCCUCCAGGGGCCCAGCAGGUCUAAGUAAAAGUCGAACUGUUGACGCCUUCAAUCAAGGUCCACCCGGCAAGCCCACACCAGGCCGCAGUCCUUCAUCGCUGAGCCUCUUUGAAUCCAGAUUCCGGCAGGAGCCAAAAGCCUCAGAGACCAAAUCAUCCGGGAUGUUUGGCUCCAGCUUCCUCAGUGGGGCCAAUCCCCUCAACGCCGUAUCAUCUAUGACCUCCUCCGUCUCGUCCUCCAUAACCUCCAUGGGUGACGCAGUCAACAUCCCCAAGUUUGGACUAUUUGGGGAUGAGGAGGAGGAAGAUGCAUCGACAGCACCACAGUCCAAGCAGGGAGGGAAGCCACCAGGGAAGGGCCCUCAGCAAGGGCCAGGUCCAAAAGGGCCACAGCAAGGAGGACCCCAGAAACAGGGAGGGGGUCCUCCUGGACAGGGACCAAAGCCAGGGCAAGGACCCCCUGGUCAGGGACCGAGACAAGGUCAGGGGCCACCAGGUCAGGGGCCCAAAUCAGGUCAAGGUCCUCCUGGACAAGUACCACCAGGUCAAGGACCCAGGCAAGGUCAAGGGCCAGCAGGCCAAGGGCCCAAACCUGGUCAAGGUCCUCCUGGACAAGGACCAGCAGGUCAAGAACCCAGGCAAGGCCAAGGUCCUCCAGGGCAACAGGCACCCAGACCAAUCCAGGGUGGACCUCCUCAGCAAAAAAGUGGCCCACCACAGCAAGGACCUGGAAAACCUAGUCCCAAACAGCAAGGGCCACCAGGUCCUGGGGCAUCAGCAAAAAGUGCAGGGCCUCCUGGUCAGCAGGGUGCUGAAAAACCUGCAGGUGGACUCUGUCCAUUGUGUAAGACCACCCAACUGAACACUGGAUCUAAGGACCCACCCAACUAUAGUAACUGUACAGAGUGUAAGAACCAAGUCUGCAGCCUCUGUGGUUUCAGCCCACCAGACUCAGCGGGUAAGGAGUGGUUAUGUCUGAACUGUCAGAUGCAGCGAGCGAUGGGAGGAAUGGAUCCCCCAGGCAUGACAAAACCCAAGCAAGGCUCAGCCCCACCCUCACCCCAGAGACAGGCACCCGGCAAGCCUGGCAAGCUGCUCAUAAAGCAGCAGAGCACCACUGACCAAGGAUUAACACCACCAACCACUCCAAGGCAGAAGUCCCCUGGUCUUUCCUCUCCAGGACCCCUUUCCCCCGGCUCAUCACUGGGAGGUUCCCCCAAAAUUGACCCCAAGACAGGUCGCCCCAUUCAGCAGAAGUCCAGUCCCCAGCAGUCUCCAGCCAAAGCCAAACAGGAGUCUAGCUUCUUUGGGGGGUUAGGAGGAAUCAGUUUAGGAGGCCUCACAGAUGCAGCAAAGCCUCCUGCAGCUGCUUCACAAGCUGCUGAGUCUGUAACAGGCAAACUGUUCGGGGGGUUUGGUGGGCUGAUGGCUGAGUCAUCGAAGCCUCAAGCACAAGCUGCACCAAAACAGGAGGAAUCAGUGGCAGGGAAGUUGUUUGGAGGUUUCGGAGGUUUGACAGACUCUGCUAAGCCUCCUGCUGCAUCUCAGAUGUUCAGCUUCGGAUCAUCCCUCUUGAGCUCAGCCACCAAUCUCGUCUCUGGAGAAGAUGAAAAAGAGCCAGAGUCUCCACCUGGGUCACCACCAGACUCUGGACCAGGUUCACCACCUGAGUCACCUUUCUCUGCCCCUGGAUCUCCCCCAGAUUCAGACUCUGCUCCUGACACUCCACCUGCUACGUCCAAGAAACCACUAAGGACCAUUUCUGUGGAGCAUGAAGCGAAGGCUCCAUCAGGUGAAUCAGCUCCAGCUCCAGCAGCCAAGAGAAACUGCCCUCUUUGUAAUGUUGAGCUCAGCAUUGGAUCAGCAGACACACCCAACUACAGCCUGUGCACCGAGUGUAAGAAAGAAGUGUGCAAUCUUUGUGGAUUCAACCCUACUCCUCACUUAGGAGAGAAAGAAUGGCUUUGCCUGAACUGUCAGACCCAAAGAGCCAUGUCAGGCCAGCUGGGAGACAUGCCACCACCACCGAUGGCUUCCCCACAGAAGCAACCUUCUCCUGCUCCAGCUCCUGUUCCCUCUUCCACCCCUCCACCUGCUGCUGUAGAUAGCAAACCUGUAGUAGAAGCAACAGACCCAACCCCACCACCUCCUGAGACCAAGGUGAAGAUAGUGGAGACUUUGAAAGAGCCGGGAGUGAACGAAUUGGUGACCAAGGAAGGCAGUCCCACCAGCCCCUCAGACCUAGCAAAGCUGGAAAACACUGUGCUUCCAAUUCUUGAGGCUCAACCAAGCACAAAAGAGGAUGAGAAACAAAAUGACACUCUAAAGACCAGACGCAAACUGGAGGUGCUCCCUCUUUCACCUGACUCACCUAGUUCAGAAGAAGACAAAGAACUUUCAGAAAAAUAUACCCAAGGAACUACAAAGAAAAAGCUCCUUGUGCCAAUGGAUGUCAGAGCAGAUUCCUUGGAUGAUAGCAGUGAAAGCUUUGGAAAAGAAAGUCCAAUGUCAGGAGAUGAGGAGGAGUUUAUCAGAAAACAGAUCAUUGAAAUGAGUGAGAAUGAGGACGCCUCCCCAUCUGAUGAGGAAAACCUCAUGAGGCGAAAGAUCAAAGAGGAGGAGAAGAAACAUAUGGGACAGAAAAAGACAGACACUGUAGAGAAGAGCGCAUCAGGAAAAACCAGGCGACUCACCAAGAAAACCACUAUAAGUCCAGAUGAAGAUGAUAAGGAGCUCACCACCUUAUUGGAUAAAGCACAUAAAGACAAAGAGAGGGAGGAAGAACCAAAAGAAGAGGAGGAUCAGAGUGGUACUGCAAUUCGCAAAUUCCAAUCUAUGGAGCUGAAUACAACCAGCAGCCCAAUGCAGAUACCUAAUGCCGAUGGAGAGCCUGAAAUAGAAUGUCUAACAGACUCUCCAGAUGAUCGGUCCAAAGGUGAAGGAUCAUCCAGUCUACAUGCAUCCAGCUUCACUCCUGGAACAUCCCCAACAUCUCUAUCAUCAAUGGAUGAAGACAGUGACAGCAGUAGUCCAGGCCAUGUCCGUACUGGUGAGGGUAAACAGCACAGGAAAGCUAAACACAGACAGACUGGCCAAAUGCUGCCAACUAUUGAAGACUCUUCUGAAGAAGAAGAGUUACGGGAGGAGGAAGAACUGCUCAAGGAGCAAGAAAAACAGAAAGGCUCAGGGAAAAAAUCCAAGAAAGACAAAGAGGAAAUUCGAGCCCAGAGAAGGCGAGAGCAUCCAAAGACACCACCGAGUAACCUUUCUCCUAUUGAAGAUGCCUCACCAACUGAAGAACAGAGGCAAGAGGCUGAAAUGGAGGAGAUCAGACGGUCAUCCUGCUCUGAUUUUUCACCAAGUAUUGAAUCAGAUCCUGAAGGCUUUGAAGUCCAUGCUACAAAGAUCGCAGCAGUUCAAAAAACAUAUCAGCUGCCUACAUCAGUAUCACUUUACUCACCAACAGAUGAUCAAAACACUGAUAAACCUCAGAUAAAACCACUCAAAUCUGCUGAUGAAGCCUAUGAAGAAAUAAUGCUGAGAGCAAAGUCUCCAACAACUGACAAAGGUGAAAUUCAACUGGGAAAAGAGUCUGUAUAUGGAGACAUACUCAUUGAAGACUAUGCUUAUUCAUCUCUUAUUGACAAUUCAACUGCUGAUCUGGAGGAGCCAGAGAGAAUAACUGUUCCUGCUGAACCCAAAAAGCUGCGGUCACCUGAUGAAGUUUAUGAAGACAUGAUAAAAAAAAGAAAGGAAUUCAUGCAGUUGGAGCAGGAAUACCAAAACAUGCAGCCAAAAAAGGAAAGUACUAACCCAGAAAUUGUGCUCCAACCUGCUGAGAGUACAUUCUCCAAAAGCUGUAUAGUAACAUUAGGCAAAGAUGGGAAGCCAUUGUUAGAUGCGGAAACUGCCUAUGAGGAGCUAAUGAAAAGAGCCCUGACUCCAGGAACAAGUCCAACUCAACUUGAGCCAGAAGUAGAAGCAACUGCAUCAAGAAAGGCCUUACACCCCAUUCCUGAUUUAAAAGUGACACAGUGUUCUUCAGGAGAGUUAUCUUCUGAUGAUGAGAGUGUCAUCAAAAAGGAAGAGGAGAAAAAUGAAGCAUCAGAUAAGACAACAAUAGAAACCAAGCCUGUAAAAGAGGUUUUUGAGUCUUCUCUAUCAUCCACAUCAGAUCAUCAACCUCAAACCACUAUCACAGCAUCCCAGGCUGAUGUUGUGGACUUAUCAAAUGCAUUACCAAAAACAUCAGCACCUGUGAUUGCCAGUGUAUCACCUUUACCCACAGUACCCCAGUACACACCAAGUAUAUCCAGUGUAGUGUCAACUGCCCCACCUGUUCCCCCAAAGCCAAAUGUCCUCCGUAGGACUAGUUCUCAGGAAAAAGCAGAAGAACCUGUUGUACCAUCACAGCCUCCUCCCACCCCACCAAAACCUACCGUGUUUCCCAGGAAAGCUCCAGUUCCACUUCCACCUCAGGCUUCAGCAACUCCAACAAGACCAGAGCCAGUGAUUAUGUCUACACCUCAAGGAUCACCUAUAAGACAAGCAGUUACUCCAACAUACAAACCUCAUGUGCCCCCUCCUGUUCCUCCAAAGCCAGUCAUUCCUUCUGGUAUAGGAGAUGUUCACAGACCAGGGCAUGGUGUCAAACCACCAAUUGCACCAAAGCCUGGCUCACAGCCACCUUCACCUGCCCAUGCCCCACAUCCACCAAGGCCUACUGUACUUCCCACCAGUCCCAAUGACACAGUCCUCAAUUUGAGCCCCUCUAUUGAGUGCAAGCCAUUUCAACACUCACCAAAGUCACCUUCUUCUCCAAGAUAUGCCAGCAAUCUUCGUGACACAUAUGUUGUCAUCACACUGCCAUCCCAGCCUAGCUCACCAGUUGACAAUAUAACAACUCAAGCUCCCUCCAGCCCUGGGCCAGCAUCUCCUUCACGGCAAGCUCAGCCUGAAAGUUAUCACCAACCACAAUCUCAGCAUCCGUCAUAUCCACAGGAUCAUCAACAACCAGCUCCUCCUCAAACAACUCGGGUGCCUCUGGCAUAUACACGUGUCACAGAGUCAAUUGAAAGUCAAGAGAUCUGUGGUCCAGAUAAACACGUAUCUAGUUCCUGUCAUAUAAUUGAGGCUAUAUCGGCCUCAGCACGACCACCAGUUGUUAUGCCUAACCUUAUCUCUCAAGUGGUCACUACAGAAGUUCAGAGAACCACUGUCUCUGUUGUUCAUGAAAGGACACCACCACCAGUGCAAGCUCCAAGGGCAAAUGGUGUCCCCAUUUCGAUGGAGAAACCAAAGCCUCAGAUGCCAGCACAGAAUGGACAGCCCAUUCAACCUUCUGAAGUGGUGGAUCUUCGGACAGUGAAGGUGGAUCCAGGGUCAAAUAUGAAUGGUGUUGAUUUAUCUUCUGGCCCAGACUCAAGACGUCAGUCCUUUGCAGGUGAAAUCAGUCGUCACAACAGUGCCGUGCAGUCACCUGUGGUCAACCUUAGUGCUGAAUCAUCCACUGUUUCUGUAGUGACUGAUAGCAUCACCAUAGUGACCUGUGCUGCCACAAUCCAGCGAAGCGACAGUGUAGACAUCUCCCAAGUAUCUUCAGUGCCCCUUCAGCUAACUAAAAACAAGGCAUUUGAACCUGUAUCCCAAAUCAUAUAUCGACCAGUUGAAAGUUCGCAGCCUUCAACUUUUACUACUACAGAAAUUCCAAUUAACCUCUCAGUUGGAUCAAGCACAGGUGGAGGAAGUUUCCAGGCUACCCCUGUCACUAUUGCACCCACUUCUGUUGCACAAUGUGUUGCCAAUGGAUUGACAACAGGUACAGCCACAGUGGCAGGAGCUGUUGAUCUCAGUACAACAAAGCCUUUCAAUACUGUGGUAUCAGUGGAUGCUCCAUCUACAGAGGUGGUUACAGCUGUAAUAACAGAUGAUGGCAAACCAGUGGAUCUGACAGCAGGUAAAAGAGCUGUAUGUUGUGAUGUCGUGUACAAGCUCCCAUUUGCAGGUAGUUGCACCACUCAGCAACCAACCACGCCCCUGCCAGAGGAUCGUUUCGGAUAUCGUGAUGACCAUUAUCAGUAUGACCGAUCACCUUAUGGCAUGAGAGGUUUUGGUGGGAUUAAACCCUCUAUGUCGGACACCAACCUAGCAGAAGCUGGUCUUUUUAUAUACAAGAGUAAAAACAGCUAUAAUUUCAGUGGCACGACAGAGGGUGCAGUAGAUCUUACCUCAGCAAAGAUUUCUGAUGCAGGUCAAGCUGUUGACUACUCCAAGAAGGGGAAUUAUGCAGGAAUGACAAUUCCACCCUUUUCCCAAGCCAGAGCCACAAGCGCUGUCAGCACACUCUUUGGUACAAGCAGUGUUUUAAGGUCAUCAAAUGGAGUGGUUUAUUCAUCUGUUGCAGCACCGAUCCCAUCUACAUAUGCCAUUACUACCCAACCUGGCUCCAUAUUUACAACCUACAACACCCUGUCAGGUAUGCACACGAGUGACACUAUGCCUUCACUGUCCAACCUCCAGAACCUGCCACUUACACGAUCCCAAAGUUUUCUGUCCACAAUUUCAACAACAGAAGAACAAGGAGAUGCUCCACUCAAUCUGGAAAUCUCUAGAGGAGGGAUCACAGCUGUUGAUGCUACCACUACAGCAACAACAUCUUUAUCCCUUGACACCUACACUGAUGCAUCCCUAGAGGCUAUAGCUGCUUCACUGGAGGCUCUGUCUUCUCCCAUGGUUCCUGGGGAUGGUCAGUAUCAAGCAGAGCGGGAGAGGCUAGAAAUGGAGAAAUUCAAACAGCAACGCCUGGCUGAAGAAUUAGAAUGGGAGCGACAGGAGAUCCAGCGGUUCCGUGAACAAGAGCAGCUCUUGGUACAGAAGGAAUUGGAGGAGUUGCAAGUCAUGAAGCAGCAUAUAUUGACGCAACAAGAAGAGGAAAGACAGGCUCACCUCAUGAUGCAAAAAGAAACCUAUGCCCAGCAGCAGCAGCAGCUUGAGCAGAUUCAGAAACUCCAAGAACAGUUGCGCAUACAACUGGAGGAGCAAAAGUUUCGCCAGAUGUACCCAGGAGGGGACAUACUAGGGCAUGGCGUGCAAGAGGCUGUUGUAUUAGGGCCUGAUGGUACUGUACUUUCACGUAAGAUCACUGAUAGUGGGUGCCAGACAGAUGAGGAGGAUGAAACUGUCAGCAAAGCUUACACAGCUGGGAGAAAGAAGAGGUGUGCUAAAAAGAGUGUUGAUAGUUGUGUGCAGACUGACGAUGAGGAUCAAGAAGAAUGGGAAGCUCAGAGUAGAAACCGACAAAGCCGGCCACGCACUGCCAGAGGUGAUAGAAGUGGACAGUUAGAGAUGUCUCUUCAAGCUCACACUGAAAUUUCCAUCCAAACUGACACAGAUGGAAAUAUUCGAAUGGACACCAGGAUGGAAUUGUCUGAUUCAGAGAGAACAUCACCAAAGAAACGACCUACUCCCUUAGAAAUAGCCCAGUCUCCUAACCUUAAACCAGAUUCUUCCACCCUCCAAGCCCCACCUAAAUCCCCUAAAGUGUUGUAUUCCCCUAUAUCCCCUUGCAUAUCUCCAAGCAAAUCCCUUGAGUUUGUUUCCUAUGACAAGUCACUAGGUGAUACAAGCCCACAGAAGCUAAGAGGAGGUACAGAUCCAUCAAAAACCUCUCCAGCAAGUCCCAGAGGACCGAAAACCAUGCAGCGAUCAAUGUCUGACCCUAAGCCCAUGAGUCCAACUGGAGAAGAAAGAACAUCUGGUACCCAGUACAGUGAUGGCCAUACAGGAAAGGGCUCAGAUGGCACACCAACUGGCACUCAAAAGAAGGUGAAGAGGACUCUGCCCAAUCCACCAUCAGAGGAAGAGUCAACAACAACUGGCCAGACAGCAUAUAGCACUGGCUCUGCCCGCCGGAGAAUGUGCCGCAAUUCAAACAUGGCACGUGCCAAGAUCCUUCAAGACAUUGAUCGUGAGCUAGAUCUGGUGGAGCGGGAGUCUUCCAAGCUCCGCAAAAGACAAGCAGAAUUAGAUGAAGAAGAGAAAGAGAUUGAUGCUAAGCUCAGGUAUUUGGAAAUGGGAAUUAAUCGUAGAAAAGAUGCAUUACUAAAGGAGAGAGAGAAGAGGGAAAGGGCUUACCUACAGAGUGUUGCAGAGGACAGAGACUACAUGUCAGACAGUGAAGUUAGUAAUAUUCGAGAAACUAGAGGUGGGCACAGUGGUGGUGAAGAUGAGGAAAUUGAGGGUCAUGGUCUUGAACGUCCCAGGACAGCACCUCAGUCAGAACUGGAUGACUUUGUGCCACCUCAAACAAAGCAUGAAUAUGGAAAAUACACUCAGUACCAAUACCCUCAAACCCAAUACCAGCAAUCUAUCUAUCAGCCUCCACAGUCUUACCAAUCCCAUUCUAUUUACUCCUCUGUUCCAUCACUCACUAGCUCCCAACAACAGAGUUACCACCAAAUGCUUUUGUUGCAACAGAAAGCCGCCAGACAAGCAGCACUCCUCUCAGAGCUUGACGCAACAAAAUAUGAUGUGAUUAGCCGUCAGCCUGAUCCUACAUCAUCAGCUUACCUUGGUGUAAAGUAUGACAAAUAUGGCAACCACCUUGAUCUCAGAGCCUUGGAGGUGGGAAGCAUAGCAGGUAGCCCAAUGUCAACUGUCUCUGAUUCUUACUACACAGAUGUAGACCACCAUACACCUCGAAGCUACAUGCUGCUAGAAGAUGCUGCAGAGCUAGCUAAGACCUCCACAGGUCUUUCUUCAUCUUAUAGUCUGGCUGAAAGGGAGCUGGCUAAGGCAGAGAAGCUGUUGCGUAGAAGUGCCGCAGAUCUGGGGUCUACUGACUAUCUGGAAUCCACUUCCAGGCUACAUACUUUUGGAAAGACCCCUGAUGAAGAGGAUACUAUGGAAGAACCCUAUGAACUGAAACUUCUAAAGCAGCAGCUCAAGCAAGAGUUUAGGAGGAGUACAGGCGGAACAGAAAACCUAGAACAAUUGACAGGUCUCUCCCAGCACUACUAUACUCCAAGCUCUGGCAUCUCUAGCUACUCCCAAAGACAUUAUCCCAAGUCAGACAAGUACAGCAUUAGUCGGCUUACCCUUGAAAAGCAGGCAGCUAAACAACUACCCGCAUCUAUGUUGUAUCAAAAACACAAGCCUUCACUAGUAGAUCCCAAAAUUUCUUCCAAGUAUUCCUCUAUUUCAGACAACAGGGGUUUGGAGACAGACUAUACCAGCUAUCUUGGCUCUACCAGUGCAUCCCCAAGAUCCAGUCGGCUCAUGCAGGAUGAGAUAACCUUUGGCCUUCGUAAGAAUAUUGCAGAGCAACAAAAGUACCUUGGCUCCACAUUGGGGGCUAACUUAGCUGGGUCACUAAACUUGGGCCAGAGCUUGGGUUUGGACUCUGCUUAUCCUAGUGGUAGCCGGUCAAGACCUUCAUCCAGGCCUUCAUCUUGUUAUGGCCUGGACUUGUCGAUUAAAAGAGACCCUUCCAGCUCUUCUUUGAGACCUAAAGGAGAUGGUGAAACAUCUGGAGAUGGUCCGAGUUACCAAACCCCCUCUGGUCGCACCAAACCCACAAGCCUUCCAAUUGUGCAAAGUGGUCGUGGGCGAAUACCUAUCGUAGCCCAGAAUUCAGAAGAAGAGAGCCCAUUGAGCCCUGUUGGGCAGCCUAUGGGUAUGGCCCGUGCAUCAGCAGGACCUCUGCCCCCCAUCUCAGCUGAUUCAAGGGACCAGUUUGGUUCCUGCUUGUCCUUGCAGGACUCCCAGCAACAGCAACAUAUCAGGGAAGAGCCAACGAGGGGUAGGGGUUAUGCACUACUGGAUGAUCUUCAGGGCACAAUGUCAGAUAGUGAAGCCCUAAGUGAGUCCCUGAUGGCUUUGAACAGAGACGAUGCAACCAAUGCUUACCACCUCAGACGAGAGGAGACAGACUGGUUUGACAAACCAAGAGAUGGACGUCUAGAGAAUGGACAAGAGAACAGACAGGGAAAAGGUCCAUCUUACCCAUUCCCUCACCUCAGGGUCAAACUGCGGAGGGAUCCCAAAGACCGCAGUGUCUCAGGAAAUGGACUGGGUAUCCGUGUGGUUGGAGGAAAAGAGGUCCCUGGUAGUAAUGGAGAUAUUGGAGCUUAUGUUGCGAAAGUGCUACCUGGUGGAGCUGCAGAACAAACAGGGAAGAUUCUUGAAGGAAUGCAAGUCUUGGAGUGGAAUGGGGUUCUUCUGACGGGGAAAACCUACGAGGAGGUCCAAGGGCUUGUCGGACAGCUGUGUAAUGAGGCAGAAGUUUGUCUCAGACUUGAUCUUAACAUGCUGGCUGAGUCUGAGGGUUCUCAGCACCUGGAUUUCCAGGAGCACAGCAAAGGGGACAGACCUCCCAGGUCUCCAGGUGUUGAUCCCAAACAGCUGGCAGCUGAACUGCAGAAAGUGUCCCAGCAGCAGGCUCCCACGUCCACCUCCAGUCUGCCCGCCCCAGCCUCAGCAACCUCCAGCCCAGGUCAGCCAGGAUCCCCCUCCAUCAGUAAGAAACGCCACAGCAGCAAGACUUCAGAGGGAACGAAGAUCCAGUCUCACCCCAUCUCUGGAGAGAUACAGCUUCAAAUCCACUAUGACAAGCAGCUCGGGAACUUGAUCGUUCACGUCCUGCAGGCCAGAAACCUUGCCCCACGGGACAACAACGGCUACUCUGAUCCAUUUGUAAAAGUGUAUCUCCUACCAGGGAGAGGUCAGGUCAUGGUUGUCCAGAACGCCAGUGCUGAAAACAAGAGAAAAACCAAACAUGCUGGCAAGAGCCUCAACCCUGAGUGGAACCAGACAGUCAUCUAUAAGAACAUCCACUUGGAGCAGCUGAGGAAGAAGACUCUGGAGGUGAGCGUGUGGGACUAUGACAAGUGCUCCUCCAAUGAUUUCUUAGGAGAGGUUCUUAUUGACCUGUCCAACACCGCCCAGUUGGACAACAUCCCACGAUGGCUUCCCCUUAAGGAGCAGAGUGAAGGGGACCACCACAGACGCUCGCACUCAGGCCAGGGCCGACAUGGUUCCUCUAAACCUUCCUCACAGCACUCAUCACCUAAAACUACUGCUGCCUCACAUGAUAAUCAGGAUUCCCCUAAAUCAUCUGUCAUCAAGAGCCGAAGCCAUGGGAUCUUUCCAGAUCCAGCCAAGGACACGCAGGCGCCCACUAUCGAGAAAUCUCACAGUAGUCCUGGCACAUCGAAGCCUUCCCCGUCCGAGGGCCAGAGCCAAAGCCACAGCCACGGACACAGCCAACACUCUCGCUCACAUGGCGCUUCACGCUCUGGCAAAAGCGCUGCACGGCAACACCAUCAGGACAGCAGCAAUGGAAGCAGCGGAGGCGCUGCCAUAGCAACGGGCGAAGCCCAACAGCAGUCACAGCAGCAGCCACCACAACGCCUCCAACCAACACGGGCGAGUUUCAGAUCCGAUGAAGCCCCGGUAACCGCAGCCUCAUUGGACAGUGGUCUGAGUGGCAGUGCCUACAGCCUGUUGGAUGAAGAAGGAGAGACAAACGAGGUGGACAGUGCCAUCUUCCAGGUGCCCCGAUUUGGAAAGAUCCCAAAUGGCACAGAUGUGAAAUCAUCAAUGGGCCACAGUGACACUGAAGGUAAGACUCAGGUAAUGGGGGAGAUCAAGAUUGCUCUGAAGAAGGAGAUAAAGACGGAGGGCGAGCACCUGGUCCUUGAAAUUCUACAGUGCCGCAACAUCACCUACAAGUUCAAGACUCCAGACCACCUGCCUGAUCUGUAUGUGAAGCUCUAUGUGGUGAAUGUCGCCACCCAGAAAAGGAUCAUCAAGAAGAAGACCCGAGUGUGUCGUCAUGACCGUGAGCCAUCCUUUAAUGAAACUUUCCGCUUCUGUAUGAACCCGACUGGACAUUCGCUACAGCUGUUCCUCGUGUCCAAUGGUGGCAAGUUCAUGAAGAAGACUCUUAUCGGGGAGGCCUACGUGUGGCUUGACAAAAUCGACCUACGCAAGCGAGUGGUCAGCUGGCACAAGCUGCUCGCCAGCACUGCCCAGAUCCACUCAUAGGAGGUCUAAGAAAUCAGAUUUUAAAUUCUCAUCAUCUGUAACACUGAUCCAGUUACGUGGCUGUUUGGGUAAAGGGUGAUUUGGGUGCAGAACCUUUGUUUUAAACCUUGUUUCAGGGCUGGAAUAGUUUGAGUAUGAUCAGCUGGAGGAGACGUGUUUACAGAAAAUGAACACAUGUUUACAGGACAUGCAGUGAACAAUAGGGCUGAGGAGCGUUCAGAGGUCAAGCUCAGAAUCAACCAGGUAUUCCACACUUUAAUUCACAAACACAUGUUACUUUGCACACAGUCACUCACACAGAGGAGAAACUUUAACUCUAACAGAUACAGGGAACGGACACACGUGUAGAAUAGGAUUUAUUUAUUCCGAUGUUUUAUCCAGUAAAGAUUCUUAAAAUGGGCACUCAUCAUUUCUUUAUUAUAAUCUGCAGAUUUUAUUAAUUUACAUUUUUGGGAGAAUGAAAUAUUACAGACUCUUUUUAUUUUUGUAUUAUAAUAUUAAUGUAGAGUUCUAUAAUUUAUCUUCUCAGCUACUUAAUUUAAAAAUCUAUCCUUGGAGGGAAGCAGAUUUUCUAAGACACCUACUUAGUAUUCCAGUUCCAGAGGAAAAAGAAGUAUCAGCCAGAAUAUUUUUGAUUUUAUUGACAAAAAUGAAUGCUCCUCUGUACCGUUUCACAUGAAUUAUAUUGUGACUAUUGUUUGAUAGAGGAUCAAUGUUGAUAUAUACAGUAUCAGACUGGAUACUUUACAGUAUAUUGUGCGCAUGAGUCUAUCUGGCAUGCAGUGCCACAUAUUCUGCACAAAAACACACCUCUGAGGUUCACUUUGUAUAUAGUGAAGUGUCAUAGCUGGACAUGGGUAUGAUAUAUAGAUAUCUUAAUAUCACAGACAAUCGAGUUGAUGAUUGUGAGAUAGAUGUUUUAUUUCUCUAUUUCUCCAUCCCCCGUAGAAUGUGAGAUAUCGACCGUGUCAGAUUUUUUGUCUCUUUUUUUUUCAGACAUCCAGACACAUCAUGAGUCUUACAUCAGUCUCGCUUUGGUUUGUCAGGACAGUUGAACUCAAGAACGCACGCUUUUGUGGUAUUUUGCACUUUUUCUGCUUAGAAUGUAAAACUGACACCUGUUUUUUUCAGUUUGAGGAAGGAGAGAGGAAAAAAAUGAAGCGUCACUAGAUGCUGCUGCGAACAAGACAAACGUGCCAGGAACUAAUAAUGAUAAAAAGCACUAUUGCCAUCCUAAGAUACAUCACUCCUGUUACAGCAACGUGUUGAUGUUCAGUCCCAUUUCUUUUUCUUUUUUUUUUAAAUCAUGUGUAAAUUGUCUUACUCUUUAAUUUGUCAAUGUUUUGUCUUUGAACUUUUGUAUGCCCGUUGAGUAAAGUAGUGUGCUUCGUGGGAGUCAAGACAGAGAACUGCUGGUUCAUUUUCAUGCUCAGUCAAACUUAGCAGUAAAACUAUACUUAACAUUUGAGUGACUUCUAUGCAACAUCCACUGUAAAGAGGUAGGAGCUGCAUCUUGACUUGCCACAAAGGAAACAUUAAGAUUGAUGUUUGUUUUUGCACUUCUGUGUUUUUCAUGUCCUCCACAAAAGGGUUACUGCUUUAAUAUGAUUUAUUAUUAUUAUGAUUUUAACUUGUGAUAUUUGUAUUGCUGUACAAAUCUUUUAUUUCUUUUUUUUUUUUGCCUGUGAGACUACUUCAUGUGAUGUAUUAUAUUUGUUUACAGUACAUAUCAGGUGUACAGAAAAAAAAUGUGGCGAAAUUUUGUUUUUAUACACAAUGUAGUGUUUGUUUACAAUGUUUAGAGGGCCUAAAACUCAGAGAUCUAACUUUUUUGCCCUUGUGCACGAACACACACAUGAAAAAUUCCAUACAGCUAUAAGACAAGGUAAGGAAAAAUAACAUUCCUUUUUUGUGCACUCCCCCUAUUCAGUAGUUUUAUUUCCAGUCUGCAUAAGAGAAAUAAAAAAACAAAGUAAUGUAAUUAAUAGAGAUUCUAAUGGAAACAACAGUAGUUUUAAGGUCUGUGUGUGAGUGUUUGUUUUAUUUUGUUUUUAAACUCGUGCUUGUGCGUGAAGCAUCUUCAUACAGUAAGUCCGUGCAUGUCAUUUGCGCUAAUGCAUAUCUCUACUUUCAGCAAUGUCUAAAAAUACCAUAACACACUAUGAAUUUUACAUAAUCACACACACAGACGCCACCUUUCUGUUUCCAAAUUUGUAAAUACAUAGUUUUUUAUACUGAGGUUGGGGAGCAAUAGGUCUUUGAGCAGACAAAUAAAGUUGUGUAGAUCACAGGAGCAACUCUGUGCAGUGGUUUGACUGAAAAAAAGGAGUUUUUGUCUGCCUGAAGGGACCCAAAUUUGCCCAACCUUCUAUACCAAAACACAAAAGGUUUACCAGAAUCUAACACAGAGGUCUUAUCUUAACAACUCAAGUAGUUGCAGGAGAGUUUAAAUGUGCUCACACUGGAUGUUGCAUGUUUUGUUGGUGGUUCAUACUAUUUUUGUGUCCAGAUAUUACUACAGAAAAAAUUAAUAAAUAAAUAAAGGAAAGAUGUAGAGAAAGAUUUAGAGCAAAUAUGUCAUAGAGGGAGAAAUUAUGAAGAAAACCUAUAACUAUUGAUGAUGUAUGCUGACUGUACAAAGAUUAUGCUUGUAAAACCCGUCUGGUUUUCACUUGUAAGUAAACAGAAAAAAAAUCUACUGUCAUGGUUUUGUGAUUGUAUACAGGAGGUAUUGAUAAAUUAUGCAAAAUGUGCUGUAAAAAUGGCUGUUGCCCCAUGUCUAAAUAUUAAAUAUCAGUACAAAUUAA